This is a messenger RNA of Dioscorea cayenensis subsp. rotundata (Guinea yam), 833 nucleotides long. RefSeq names its product CASP-like protein 5B3. Lineage: Eukaryota; Viridiplantae; Streptophyta; Magnoliopsida; Dioscoreales; Dioscoreaceae. The record is from RefSeq and is a predicted model, not a curated record. Gene Ontology annotation, cellular component: membrane. Bases 215 to 679 code for a protein of 154 amino acids. The transcript has 3 exons.
CUCUGGACAAGACGCACGCCCUUCACUUCCAAGUUCCAUCUUCUCUCACCCUAGCCUACCAAUACGGCAAUACCAUCCCAAAUCUCACCCAUCGUCUUCCCAUCAUUUCCUAGCUAACCCUAGUUCUUCAUCCACAGAUCCACUAGAUUCGAAUCCAAUUGGAGAAUUUGUACCCAUUUGGGGCUUCAUUCCAGGGUUGUGAGGUCUUGAGGCCAUGAAGGUGGCGGUUGGAAGGCCGGGGACGGUGAGUGGCCUGCUGCUGAGGAUGGGUCAAUCCCUGUUUGCCGCCGCCUCCAUUGCCGUCAUGGUCUCCGCUUUUGGUUUCUCCAGCUACACGGCCUUCUGCUACUUGAUUGCUUCAAUGGGAUUGCAAGCGCUUUGGAGUUUUGGUCUGGCUUGUCUAGACUUCUAUGCUUUAUGGGUCAAGAGAGAUCUUCUCAGUGCUGUUUUAGUGAGCCUGUUUGUUGUGGGAGACUGGGUAACAGCAACUUUGUCGCUUGCAGCUGCAUGUUCUUCAGCUGGAGUUGCAGUUCUUUUUGUUAGAGAUGUGAACUUCUGCAGAACAUAUCCUCAACUUGAAUGCCAUAAGUAUGUAGUCUCAAUAGCGUUUGCUUUUAUAACGUGGCUAUUGAUCGCCAUUUCUUCUCUAGUCAUGUUCUGGCUUCUUGCCUCAGUUUGACAGCAGCACUCUGUCCUCCCUUUUUGUUUUUGUUCUUUUGUUUUUUUGUUUUUUUAUUUGUGAAGUUUGCCUCAGUUUCCACUCUAAAUCUAUCAGACACUCUAAAGAGCGAAUUAGCAUUGAGAGUAAUCCAAUGAAUUAUGUUUUCCUUCUA